Messenger RNA from Venturia canescens, 4053 nucleotides. RefSeq lists its product as uncharacterized. Gene Ontology annotation, biological process: proteolysis. The transcript is spliced from 4 exons. Bases 1 to 4053 code for a protein of 1350 amino acids. NCBI's taxonomy places the organism in Eukaryota, Metazoa, Arthropoda, Insecta, Hymenoptera, Ichneumonidae. The record is from RefSeq and is a predicted model, not a curated record. Gene Ontology annotation, molecular function: aspartic-type endopeptidase activity.
AUGCCAGCGUGCACUUUCAGCCGCCCGCAAGUUCGAGAGUGUUAUUCGAUGCUCGUUGACGGUGUGAGAAGAACGAUCUUUGUGAGCGAGAACUCACCGGGAAAUUCGGGCAAACGGCCGUCGGGCUCGGCCGCUCUUCGGGCAGCGACUCAAGCGGCGCGGAUACGGCUGUUGGGAGCCAUAUUCGAACGGGUUUGCGCCGUGGACGUCGAGAAUACUUCCGUGGCCCAGCUCGACGGGUUCCUCUCAAACGCCAAGGACCUUUGGGGUAAAUUCAGCCUCAUGCACGACUCCAUACUGGAGAACAGCACGGACGACUUCCUCCAGGAUGAAUACUUCACGGAGGACGCGUACUCUCGGGCCUUCACGCUCUUUGGCGACAUCACCGGGCAGGUGGCAGUGCUGAAGGACGGGAUUCAGCAUCGCGAUCGGGAACGGGCGGGAUCACCCUCACUCGAUACGAGCGUGGCAACGGGAGACAGGUCAUACCUGCCAAAGAUCGAGCUACCAUCAUUUUCCGGGGAGUAUACUCAGUGGAUACCGUUUCGGGAUCUCUUCACUUCGCUCGUCAUCAAUAAUCGGGCUCUCUCAGAUGUCGAGCGGAUGCACUAUUUACGGGCGUCGACCACGGGGGAAGCCGCGAAGCUGAUCGCGAGCAUGGCGAUUGAAGCGGACUCCUUCUCAACGGCCUGGGAGACUCUUACAGAGCGCUACCAGAACGAUCGGGUUUUGGUCACUUCUCAUCUCGACACGCUCUUCAAAACGGCGGUGAUCGCUCCUCGCUCUGCACGGGAUCUCCACGCGCUCGUACACAGCGUCACCGAGUCAUACAACUCACUUCGGGUAUUGGGUGCUCCUAUAGAGCAUUGGGACUGGGUGCUGGUUUAUCUCAUUGCCAGACGUCUCGACCCUGGGACUCGGGAGGCGUGGGAGCUCAGGACCGGGCAAUCUAAAGUUCCCCCGUCAUUCACCAUUGGUCAGCCGUCAGCCACGUCGGGUGGCGGGACAACCUCGCAAGCUUGUGCCUUCUGCCAGGAGAAGCACUACAUUGCCGUGUGCUCCAAGUUCAGGCAGUUGUCUCCAGAGGCGCGUCGGGGCGAAGUACAGAGACUCAAACUGUGCUUCAACUGCUUGGGCCGGCACAACGUCAACGCGUGCAACAUCGCUACGCGAUGCAAGGAGUGUGGGCGCAAACACCACACGAUGAUUCAUACCGGGUGGUCCAAAUACGGGGAUGCAGCCAAGGGUACGGGAGUCCCCUCAACAUCGGGCGGCCAGCAGGCCAACUCUGGGGACGCAGGCGCGUCAACAUCGGGUGCACGACCAGCGGUGCUCUUGGCGACGAGCCAGGCGCUUCUCAUCACCAACUUCGGAGCUGCUCAUCGGGUACGAAUGCUGCUGGACUCGGGGUCCGAGUUGUCCCUCAUCUCUGACAAACUCGUUCAGCGGCUCAAACUUCGUCGGGAAUCUUCCUCUAUUUCAAUCAUCGGGAUCGGCGGGAUUUCAUCGGGUCACACUCGCGGGAUGGUCUCAUGCACACUUCGCUCAAUUAACACCACGGAUUCUCUCUUAAUAAAAGCAUUUAUUAUCCCCAAGUUAAUGCCAACUCUGCCUUCAUUCUCUAUUUCGCACCCCCACUGGCCUCAUUUACAGGGUAUUCCUCUAGCGGAUCCAGAUUUCUCAGUUCCGGAUACGGUGGAUCUCAUACUGGGCGCAGAUGCAUACGGGAAACUGGUACGUUCUCAAAUUCGACGCGGGUCUCCUGAGGAACCCAUCGCACAAAAUACGAUAUUCGGGUGGGCAAUAUUCGGGCCCUGCAACGAAGCUCACAAUUCCUCGGGUUGGGUGCAGCAUGCCGCUGUCGAUCACGGGUUUCAGGCUCUCCAGGACCUCCUCGCGCAAUUCUGGGUGCAAGAGGAGGUGCCAGUGCAGUUCGGAUCGGAUCUCACACCGGAAGAGCAAGAAUGUGAGGCUCACUUCGUCGCUACAUAUUCUCGGGACAAUUCGGGUCGAUAUAUCGUUCGGUUGCCUCUUCGGUCGUCCACAAUCCAGCUCGGCCAGUCGUUUCAUACGGCGCACGCUUGCCUCAAUCGGCUCGUACGAAAGCUCGACCGGGACUCUCACUACAAGGGACUUUACGACACAUUUCUCGGGGAGUAUGAGUCCCUCGGGCACAUGUCGCGGGUGCGGGACGACGAAGUCGGUCGGGAUCGGGUCUAUUAUCUCCCUCAUCACGGGGUCUUGACGACAAAACUUCGGGUAGUGUUCAACGGGUCGUGUAACACGGAUUCCGGGACCUCAUUAAACGAUCUCAUGCACACGGGCGCCAAAUUACAAAAGGACAUUUCGGAUGUUCUCCUCUGGGCACGGCGCCACCGAUUCAUUUUCGCGACUGACAUAGUCAAAAUGUUUCGACAAAUUCGGGUUCACCGGGACGAUUGGGAUUUACAACGAAUUCUUUGGGUGGAUGAAAACGGGAACACGGCUCAUUAUCACCUGACUACAGUCACCUACGGGACACGGUCAGCUCCGUUUCUCGCGGUACGGGUGCUACUCCAACUGGUAGCAGACGAAGGGGAGAAAUAUCCGGCCGCAGUCGCUCCUCUUACAAUGGGGCGAUAUGUAGACGAUAUUUACGGGGGGGCUGACCAAAUUUCGGAACUUCUCACCCAGGCGCGACAUCUCAUCGGGAUUUGCACGGCGGGCGGCUUCCCGCUGGCAAAAUGGCAGAGCAACAGUCCGGCCUUACUCACAAAUCUGGGAUCUACGAUCCUCUCGGGUUCCUCUCACCGGUGGUCAUUCGGGCAAAAAUCCUUCUACAACGGUUGUGGCUGGAAACUCGCUUGGGACGACCCCGUAUCCACGGAGGUCGGAAAAUCAUGGGUCACAUUUCGUCACGAUCUGGCUCACCUCGGGAACAUCGCGGUUCCGUGGUGGCUCAACAUAACCUCGGAUUCCACCGUCGAGAUUCACGGGUUCUCUGACGCCUCACAGUUGGCAAUGGGUGCGGUCGUGUAUGUUCGGGUUACGGGUCCGGGAAAGAGCACCAGAACCGCGCUGGUCUGCUCGAAAACGAAAGUCGCGCCGAUCAAACGGCUCACCAUUCCGCGGUUAGAGCUCGCCGCCGCGUUAUUGGUCGCCAAACUCGCGAAAUACGUUCGGGAUACGUUGCAACUCCGGGAUUCGCGGGUAUAUCUGUGGACGGACUCCACAGUCACGCUUACAUGGGUCACCUCUCAUCCUUCACGAUGGAAGGAUUUCGUUCGGAAUCGGGUAUCCUCAAUUCAAGAGCUCAUUCCUCAGGGUCAAUGGAGAUUCAUUCCCGGGCGGGACAAUCCGGCGGAUUGUGCUUCACGGGGACUAACCGUCUCUCAGCUCGAGCAAUUUCAAUUAUGGUGGAACGGGCCACACUGGUUAGUCAAAUCAUCCUCACAUUGGCCAGCUCAUUUCACCGGGACGGCAGAUUCAGCGGCGCUCGAAGAGCGGCCAGGUCUUACGCUCACUGUCUCAACGCAACCCUCACCGGUCUUCGACCUCAUUCAUCGGUAUUCCUCCCUCACCAGGCUGUUGAGAAUUACUUCAUUACUUUUCAAGGCGCUUACAAACCUGAAGGGUGCGGGUCAGGAUUCAUCGGGCUCACUCCUCACACCGGGCGACCUGGAACACUCACAACAAUACUGGGUCAAGGCAAUUCAAGGGGCCUACUUCGCGACGGAGCUCAAGAUUCUCUCGGUGGGUCAAACGCUUCCGAAGUCGUAUCCAUUCACACGACUUACGGCGUUUAUUGAUUUUCACGGGACCAUACGGGUGGGGGGACGGUUGAAGCUCUCAGCCUUACAACCUGAGAGCAAGCAUUCAGCCAUCCUCCCGCGGGACUCACCACUCACGCGUCUACUCAUCUCGGACGCUCACACGUGCACGCUACACGGGGGAACGCAGGCAACUCUGGCGUUUCUGCGCCAGCGGUACUUCUUAUUCACCGGCGUCGAUUACGCCGGGCCAGUCUCUCUCAGGAGCUGGCGGGGACGCGGGCACAAGACUUACAAAGGCUGA